GGCACGGAAAGAGGCGGUCCUUCACGCCGCCCCGAGCGCGCAUGCGUAGUGGACCGCCGCAACCCGAGAGUUCGAGGCUCGCGCCUGGCCAACCCCGGCUCGCGCAUGCGCCAGGUUGGUACCGAAGCGCUGCAGGACCCUCAGCAUGAACCCCUCGCAGGGCACGGUGGGCAGCGACCCGGUCAUCCUGGCCACGGCCGGCUACGACCACACGGUGCGCUUCUGGCAGGCGCACAGCGGCAUCUGCACGCGGACCGUCCAGCACCAGGACUCGCAGGUCAAUGCCCUGGAGAUCACGCCAGACCGCACCAUGGUGGCUGCGGCAGGUUACCAGCACAUACGCAUGUAUGACCUGAACUCCAAUAACCCCAACCCGGUGAUCAACUACGAUGGGGUCAGCAAGAACAUCACCUCGGUUGGCUUCCACGAAGAUGGGCGGUGGAUGUACACGGGGGGUGAAGACUGCAUGGCUCGUAUCUGGGACCUCCGGUCGCGCAAUCUUCAGUGCCAGCGCAUUUUCCAGGUGAACGCGCCCAUCAACUGCGUCUGUUUGCAUCCCAAUCAGGCUGAGCUUAUUGUUGGAGACCAGAGUGGCGCUAUCCAUAUCUGGGAUCUGAAAACGGACCACAACGAGCAGCUAAUCCCAGAGCCGGAGGUCUCGGUCAACGCGGUGCAUAUUGAUCCGGAUGCCAGCUACAUGGCUGCGGUCAACAGUUCGGGCAACUGUUAUGUCUGGAAUCUCACGGGGGGCAUUGGAGAUGAGGUCACCCAGCUCAUCCCCAAGACCAAGAUCCCUGCGCACAACCGCUAUGCACUCCAGUGCAAAUUCAGCCCGGACUCCACGCUUUUGGCCACUUGCUCUGCUGACCAGACGUGCAAAAUAUGGAGGACCUCCAACUUCUCCCUGAUGACGGAGCUGAGCAUCAAGAGCAACAACCCUGGGGAGACCUCCCGCGGCUGGAUGUGGGACUGCGCCUUUUCAGGGGAUUCCCAGUACAUUGUCACAGCCUCAUCCGACAACUUGGCCAGGCUCUGGUGUGUGGAGACGGGGGAGAUCAAGAGGGAAUACAGUGGGCAUCAGAAGGCGGUCGUCUGUCUGGCGUUCAACGACAGCGUCUUGGGCUGAGGACCAAGCUGGGACGGCACCUCUUACCAGCCAGUCUGCCUUCUGGAUGGAGGAGAGGAUUCCUGUUGGGCCCCAUCAGGCACGGCUUCUUUCAGCCGAGGAAGCAGAGUCCGGACUAACUCGGCCGCGGCUGCACGCUCUGCCCUUUGGCUUAAUUGGCAGGUGCGGGUGGCCUCCCUUGUGCUCCCCAUUUGUAGCACUUUCUUAAAACCAGCAUGGAGCUUGGCAGAGAACUUAAAGGAGGGGAGCUGCCCUUUCCCUGGGCAACGAUGGGUAUCCUAGUCUUGGCUGCCUCUAGGAAGAUCCUCUUGCGUCUGGGGUGAGCUGCGUCUCCUUCCUGAGGCCCCCUUUUCUGCCCCACUCCUCCCACCCGGCCCCCAAGGCUUCAUUUGGGAGCGGACACUGACUCCAGAGUAAUUAUGGGCUCUGCCUGCUAACCAGCCUGGAGCAGGCUGGCAAAGGGAGAAAGGUUGCCACUGAACAGGGUGCCCUUCCCCAUGCAGGAGGGGCAGGCUUCACUCUGGCCCUCCCUCCCCCAGGCAGCCCUGCUGGGUCAUCUGGCUCAACCGAAGAAGAGAAGGGGUUGAAGCAAGCCUUUAGGGAAGCUUCAUCAUCCAAGUGGGCAGACUUCUCUCUCUAACCCAACAUGCUCACAUCCCAAAUCAGAGAGUCAGUACAUGAUGUUUUUUUUUUUAUUUAAAAAAAGGAUUUUUUUUUUCACAUAAUGCUUGUGUGGAUCUGACCUUCACCAUAAAGCUACUUCUAUCAGAAACAAUUAUUUACAUGUUACAGUUGAAAGCGUCAAACUUCGUAAAUGUACGUAUAUAUAUA
Messenger RNA from Ahaetulla prasina, 1957 nucleotides. It is a transcript of the gene MLST8, whose product is annotated as MTOR associated protein, LST8 homolog. Gene Ontology annotation, molecular function: protein binding. The coding region runs from base 146 to 1126 and encodes 326 amino acids. The transcript is spliced from 9 exons. Gene Ontology annotation, biological process: TOR signaling; regulation of actin cytoskeleton organization. Gene Ontology annotation, cellular component: TORC1 complex; TORC2 complex. The record is from RefSeq and is a predicted model, not a curated record. NCBI's taxonomy places the organism in Eukaryota, Metazoa, Chordata, Lepidosauria, Squamata, Colubridae.